Messenger RNA from Closterium sp. NIES-67, 3511 nucleotides. NCBI's taxonomy places the organism in Eukaryota, Viridiplantae, Streptophyta, Zygnematophyceae, Desmidiales, Closteriaceae. The record is from the annotation of a GenBank genome assembly.
AGAAAAACAGAAAAUCGAUGUUGCGUGGGGGGUGCUCCAGGUCGUUUACCUUACCAGGCUGCUCUUUUUCACGGAUUCGCAAAAAAUAUGUCGGCUGUUUUAUUCAUUCAAGUUAGCACUGUAAAUCUAUGGCUUCCGAUUCAGCCAGAUUCAUCGUGACAUGAAGCCCGACUUCACGGCUCAUGCUGAUCCAUAGCUCCAUCUUUCCCGCCGGCUUUCACGCACCACGACGUCGGUUUCCGCGUGUAGGUAUUUCUGCUUCUUGCGGAAAAGCUUCCAACGCGCGUCUUCCUCGCGUGUCCCUCAGCACCGUUCGGUUUCCGGCAGCUGUCCUAAAGGUUCUUUGAAUCCUAGAGAUUUCCGCUUGUAGAUAUUUCAGCUUCUUUUUGAGAAGCUUCCAACGCUCCUCUCCUCGCGUGCUUACCGUUCGGCUUGGGGAUAUCUGUUCGAGAAGUGAUUGAGAUCCCGGUAGCGCUACUCGUUGGUCGGCUACUACUAAUUGUAUAUGGUGUAUGCGUUAUCAUUCUCACGAUACUUUGAGAGGAUCGUAGUAUAUUCGAUUUGCUAGGAUCACUACUCCUCUCUUUUUUUCCUUUCGCGUGCGAUUUUCCUACUACUUGUACCUCCAAUCGCGGCUCUCGCAACCGUAGUGGCGAUCGAUUCGCGAAAGCUUCGCGCAUGCCGUCGCCAUGCAGCAAGUCGUCGCACACGACAGUCUUUGUAGCACUAGCACCGCUGCGACGGGCGACUUCGCAAGCAAUCGCCGAAGGCAGUCACAUCCGUCGCAUCCGUCGCAUCCGUCGCAUCCGUCGCAGCCGUCGCAGCCGUCGCAGCCGUCGCAGCAGCAUCACGAGACCAACCACCAUACCACUCAUCGCCCCUCCAGUAAAAGCGCACCAGCCCCGCCCAAGCCUUCCACGUUGCAGUCACAUCUGAUACAGUCACCUCCGAGGUGUAGCCCACCACCACCGCCAUCAUUUUCAUCCUCGUUACUAUCACGCUCCUCUCUAUCCCUCAACCAACGGCUCCUCCUCCUCCUCCUCUUCCUCACGGGCUUCCUCCUCGGUUCCCUCUCCGCGCACGUCCUCCUUUUAGACGGCCUCGCUACCAUAUCGAAGCUCUCCCGCCACCGCGCCGCGCUGCUCGCGUCCACCCGCCGACAGCUCGACCGGCGGCGGCGCCGCUGGCUCCUCCCGCAGCCGCCGCCAGCUCGACUGUCGUCAUCGUCUUUAGCGUCGUCGUUAGCGUCGUCGUUAGCUGGCACUAGUCCCAGUAUUGCUGGUGCCAGCAGCACACCUACCACUGAUGUAGGGCCACCAUCGCAAGAAGGGUCGCAAGGGGCGGCGCUCAGUGGCCCAGGGGACAGCGGGCCGAUGCGCAAUUCCACGUCAGCGUCGUCGGUAUCCAUGUCGGCAUCGCCGUCGUCGUCCACGUCAACGUCGUCAGAUUCCCCGUCGGCGUCGUCCGCCGCUGCAGCAGCAGCAGCAGCAGGGGGGGGGGCUGCAGCAGCGGCAGGGGGGGCAGCAGCGGCAGGGGGGGCAGCAGCGGUAAGGGGGGCAGCAGCGGCAGGGGGGGCAGCAGCGGCAGCGGCAGGGGGGGAACCGGAAUUGGAUCCAGAGGCGCGGCAUCGCAUGGUGCGGGCUGACGAGCUGCAGCGAGCGCUGGCGACGAUGGUGAAGGGUCGCAGCGUGUGCGCGACGAUCGCGAACGUCGCGUUCGAGGAUAUGCUGCUCAACUGGUGGGAGCACACGCGGCGUUCUGGGAUACAGAACGUGCUGGUCGGCGCAUUGGAUGACUAUACCAUGAACUUAACCCAUCGUCACCGCAUCCCAUCCAUCCGCCUGCACGGGGUGCUCCCUCCAGGAAACUUCCGCAGCAACGCCACAGCUUUCCAGGGCAUGGGCGCACUAAAGACGGCUUUAAUCUCCUCGGUUCUAGAGGCGGGGUGGGACGUGCUACUAAGUGACACUGACGUGGUGUGGCUGAGAGACCCCCACGUGUACUUCUACGAGAGCGCUGACGUGGCGCAUGCUGAUUUGUUCGUCACGUCUGACUCGCUCUCGCACAGCAACGACGUGGCCAGCCAGCAACGCAACCCCAACGUGAUGGUGGGCCGGGACGCCCAGGGCUGGUUCCGCAACGCCACUCCCAGAGCCACUGAGAUCUUUGGCAACGCAUACGAGCACGCACUCAACACAGGGAUCCUCUUCUUUAGAGCGUCCCCCGUUACUGUCACGUUCGCGCUGACGUGGCACCACGCGAUGCGGACGCGGGGGAGGAGCGAGGGGUGGGAGAGGAUAUGGGGCGACCAGCACGCAUUCAACCUGCUGCUAAGAUAUGGCAUGUUCCCCAUUCAGGUAGUUUCCUCCCCCUCCACCGGCCGGCCCAUCAGCAACCGCGUGUUCUGGGCCUUCUCGCACCGCCUCAAGCUCGCCCUGUUGCCCCUCGCGCUCUUCUGCAACGGCCACGUCUUCUUCGAGCAGCGGAUUCCCAAGAGGCUCGGAGUGACCCCCUUUGCGGUGCACAGCACGUUCCAGUUUCACUAUGGCGCCGGGAAGAUCGGGAGAUUCAGAGAGGCAGGCCUGUGGGCGCUCGACCCCCCCGAGUUCUACACCCAAGGAAACUUCCUCUCGUUCGAUGUGAAGCUUCCUGCAUGGAUCGAAACCAUGCCUACAGGCAUCGACAAGCACCAGGCAGCCAUUCAGUUCGCCUAUGUAGUUACUCGCAAGGCUCUGGCCAUAGCUCGACUUCUCAACCGCUUCCUCAUCCUCCCCCAUGUCACCUGCUACUGCGACCGGUGGUGGGACAGCCUGUGGGAGCCAUGCAGGGCGCCUGGGGGCGACAUAGACCCGCCCUUCACCUGCCCUAUCGACCUCUUUAUCAACCCCAUGGCGUGGGGCUCCGACCCCCACACCAUGCUCUACCGCCCUGCCUCCUUCCUCUCCUUACCGCAAGUCCCAAAUGAGAUCCGCUCCUCAAAAGCACUUGUGAAAGUGGAUUAUGGGCCGGGUGUUAUUGAUUUUGGAAGUGACACUUUCUCGCGCCUUCCUUUGGCUGCCGAUGGGCUUUCCUCGAACCUCCCCUCAGCUCCGACCCUCCUCUUGGAUGCAGCACAGGCGCAGGGGCAUGCAGCGACGACCUCACUGCAUGCACCACAAGGGGGGGAUACAGGGGAAGAGCAGGAAAGAAGCGUGCAGGAGGGCAGAAGAGAGUGGGUGUUGCUCCCUGCCAAUGCUACGGAUGGCGAGGUGACGAGGUGUUUGGGUGCGCUGCGGUUGGUGCGAGUGCUGCAUCUGGCAAACGCUGUGGACUCCUUCUGCCGGCACGUUGAUUCGAAUUCAGUGGGUGCAUUUGACAGGCUCACCCGGCCGUAUUUCACUCAGGACUGGUGUUGUACACCCAAGCAUGAGACUCGUAAAUUUGAGAUCCAACCACUAGCAGAUGUUACAUUUGCGUCAUGUAACAGAUAUGAUGCGCAAUGAAAGCCAUUUUCUCAUAACCACCCGUGUAC